GGCGCAGAUCCUCCGAGUGCCGGGUCCUCAGAGCCCGUCUGUCGCCAUGGAGGCCAGAGCCCUCUGCCUGCUGGUGCUGGUGCUGGCCUCGGUGCCCUCAGGCCGGGCCGAGGAGUACUUGGGACUGUCGGCAAACCAGUGUGCCGUGCCGGCCAAGGACAGGGUGGACUGCGGCUACCCCGAGGUCACCCCCGAGCAGUGCAACAGCAGGGGCUGCUGCUUCGACUCCAGCAUCCCGCAGGUGCCCUGGUGCUUCAAGCCUCUGCAGGAAACAGAAUGCACGUUCUGAGUGCCACCCGCUGGCCCCAGCGCCCUGGGACUCGAGGCUCCGUGCCCUGGGCUCCCUGACCCCACCCGGCCUGCCGCCCUGUCCCUCUGCUCCCGGCCGGGCUUCUGCUGCGAGUUAGUGUCUGGGGCUGACGCUUAGAGAAUAAAGACCCCAUGCUCAGCACCAGGACGGCUCCCGUUCCUGAGACUCUC
Messenger RNA from Microcebus murinus (gray mouse lemur), 480 nucleotides. RefSeq names its product trefoil factor 3 (gene TFF3). Gene Ontology annotation, biological process: maintenance of gastrointestinal epithelium. The record is from RefSeq and is a predicted model, not a curated record. NCBI's taxonomy places the organism in Eukaryota, Metazoa, Chordata, Mammalia, Primates, Cheirogaleidae.